Messenger RNA from Babesia ovata, 399 nucleotides. RefSeq names its product Extracellular matrix-binding ebh, putative. The record is from RefSeq and is a predicted model, not a curated record. The coding region runs from base 1 to 399 and encodes 132 amino acids. NCBI's taxonomy places the organism in Eukaryota, Apicomplexa, Aconoidasida, Piroplasmida, Babesiidae. The transcript has a single exon.
AUGCGAAAAGCUGCUGGGCAAAAUGUUGCCCUAACGCUCAAGGCUGUCGUGGACAUGGAUAAAAAUCUCAAGAGGGAUUUGUUUAAUGUCAAAAAGCAGAUUCAGAAGGGGAUUAAAGAUGUGAUUAGGAAGUUGGGUGUUAAUGAGUUGGAUGAGAAAGUGAAGAUUGAUUUGGAGAAGUUGAGGAAAAAUGUUACGAAGCUUGCUGCAACUGUGGAUGACAAACGUAACGGUAUUGUUAAAGACGAGUUCAAUAAGCUUGAACAGGCAAAGAAAAUUUUGGAUGAUGGCGCUGUAAAGAAUAUUCAGGAGGCAGAGAAAGGCAUUGAACAGAGUUUUAACGAUAGUAUCAAGACACCGCUUGAUAGGGAAAGUCCAAGCAAUUUACUCGGCGAUUGA